Molecule: messenger RNA, 4949 nt
Organism: Penaeus monodon (black tiger shrimp)
Lineage: Eukaryota; Metazoa; Arthropoda; Malacostraca; Decapoda; Penaeidae
Gene: Fibp
Product: acidic fibroblast growth factor intracellular-binding protein-like
Exons: 10
Coding region: 445-1542 (365 amino acids)
Cellular component (GO): nucleus
Source: RefSeq, a predicted model, not a curated record
ACACCCAGACCCCUGCAAUUGUCAAGCAGCAGAAGACAAUUUCUAUCACAACAAGACAAUUUCGGGCUCACUCGACUGCUAACCACCAUAACAUUGACAGUCAACACGAAUUCUUGCCAAUCUUAGUGAAGUGAAAGCUUCUGAACUCGACUUUUGAACUAGAUCCAGGAGAUGUGCCUGGUCAUAACCAUGGAAUGAUUUGCGACCCUCGGAAGAGACAGCGACAGGAAGGUUACCCCAAACAGCCUCGUGCUGAUCUCUCACCAAUAAAGAAGUACUACAUUUUAAGAAGUACCAAAAUAUUCUUGAAAAAAACAAAACUAAUAGAGAUAAUAUAAGAAAAAAAAGAAGAAGAAAGAAUAUAGAUCCAGGGGAUAUAGACUGUACAAGAGUCUAAAAAGAAGAAAGAAGAAGAAGAAAAAGACCAUUUUACCUUCGUCUAUAAUGGUUCCCGAUGUUGAUAUAUUCAUUGGGAACUACACUAUAAUUGACCAAGAAGUCUUUGGACUAUGGGUUCAAGGAUAUUCAGUUGUGGAGGCAGUGUCAGUGCUGCAACAAAGGGGAGCUUUGGAAACAUGGGGAGCGUCACACGAACUGCUCACCUCGGACACCCUAGACCACUAUCGUACGUUUGGCAUGCUGGAAAAACUGCUGCUUACCCCUACAAAGUUGGCUGAAGAGUGGACCUUCCAGCUAGAGCCUGCAGUGCAGAAAAUGGUCAUUGAGAAGUAUUAUGAGUUUGAUGAUAUUGUCAUUCGUGAGAUUAUUGGAAAGAAAUUAUCAGGUAGAACUCGAAAAGACCUUGAUGAUGUCGCUGAAAAAACAGGUGUUUUGUUGCGAUCAUGCAGGCGUCAGUUUGACAAUGUGAAAAGGAUAUUCAAACAAGUAGAUGAAAUGCCGGGUUCCGUGGUGGCAAAUAUCCAGUCGUCAUUUCUCUUGCCAAAUGAAUUGGCCAAAAAAUACGCAUCGAUUGUCUUCAUCAUCAACAACAGAUUCGAGACGAGCAAAAGGAAGCUCAACUACCUCACCUUCGAGGAUUUCUCAGUGUGCGCGUCCCUCAUGAUGAACUCCUGGACGACCUCCACUAUCUCGUCAAGCUUCAAUGUCGGUGCGGAUGGCCGUGAUGACUCUGACGUGGACCGAGAGUUCCUCAUGGAUCUUAGGGACUUCAAGCUCCUGUUAGAUCGGGAGAAGGAGCACAGGAAUAUGACCCUAAGCCACUUGCGGGGCAAGAUCCCUGACCGCAUGUGCACUGAGGUUGAGAAUAACUUCAAGGUCUAUUCGAGGGCUAUCAUUAACAUUGGUUGUGCCCUCAACAACACACGUGAUCUGCGGGACUUCUUUGUUGACACGGUGGAGAAAAUUGUGGACCCGUGUCGGCAAUCGAGGUGGAAGGGGGCCGAGCUGGAGGUUUUCUUGCAGGUCUAUGCUGAUGCAGGGAGUGGGCUUGAUAUUAUGAACAGUGACCACUCUUUACGGAUGACAUGGGAGAGGUACAUGAACACCAUGCGGAUGUGUAUUUGUCAGUUGUACCACUCCUGACAUCACGCCCCUCCACUGCGCCUGACCCGUACAGCUACUGUGCAGGAAAAGGUCACAUCUGAAUGACCCUUGCUUCAAACAAGGUUGCAAACGAGCUUAGAUUGGUAGAGCAGCCUUAGUCACAUCAAACAAUUUAUCAUCUUUUACUGAUUGCAUGGUAGAUGAUUGCUAAAAGAUUUUUAAGCGCAGGCAUUUGAAUAGAGGACAGCAAAGAGUUGAGGAAGUUUUGGUAAAGCGUUAUGUACAUCAGAAAGAUUUAAGGAAAGAAUGUUUUAACUCUUUUUUUUUUUACCCAUUUAUUUAUGUAUUUAAAUUUUUUGAGCAAUUUAGGGUAAAUUAUUCGAGGAGUUUGUGAUAACUUAUUAAAAUCUGCAAUGUGAGAGUGUGCUAGUCUCUGAUUAUACUACCUGGUUGAUGAGAAUGUAAUGAGACAUGCAUUAACAUAUUAUAACAGAUUGUUUUUUGGACUGAAUAAAUUACUUGUAAUUCAUUAUCAGCUGUGGUGAGACUAAGUUGAAAAUUGCACAUUACCUGUUCUAUAUUGGGCGAUCUCCAGUGUUGAUUAAUAUUCUUCUAACACUUGUCAGGGAGGAGAAUCUGAUACCUUUGGUUAUUUAGAUUUUGGAACUGAAGCCGUUAAUGAAAUAGAAAUUUAAUGUUAUGUGUAUGUGUAAUUAUGGUGAGUUCAUUGUGCAUUAUAAAGACAAUAAAUAUUAUUUACUAUUAUCAUCUAUUGUUACACUAAAAAGACACCACAUUAAAAAUAAUAUUUUAUAUAUAUACAUAAAAAUAUUUAAUAUGGAAAACAAGAUUAUGGGGAAAGUAAUUUGAUUUAUAUUCAUACUGUUAUAUUCCUCAUUUUAUCUUAAAAUUCUUGUACUUUUUAUUUAAUCUUAAGUAAAUUAAUAUGUAUGCAUAUAAAUUCAGUGUGCAGUUGAGGUACUAUAAGUCCUUGUUCCUAAUUAGAAAAAUUUCGAAAGACAUUUACAAAAAGCUUACUUUGGUUUGUAAUUAUGUUCCUUUUGUAUGUGAUAUUCAAGCACACAUAUUUUUUUCAUGUAUACUAAUACUUAUGUAAAUAACACAUGUAAAUCUACAUUGUAAAUAGAAAAUACUGCCAUUAAACCCUUCUGCCAGGUACAUGCACUGUUCACUGUAGUAUUGUUUUGUUGAUUUGUUUUACACAUUGCUGGCGUUACACUUUCUUUAUUGUCAAGGAGUUGGUUACUAGGCCUACUGACAUCACCUAUUUACCACUUUACUUUGUGGGAAAAAGUUCUUGUUUCUAAUACUGGUGUCAUUAUUAUGAACAGUAUUAUCAUUAUUAUUGACAUUAUUAUUUUAGUGUUAUUAACAAGCCUAAUAGUGAUAGAAAUAAAAACUUUUCUUCAGAGAAUUCAAGGAAUAGUACAAACUCCUUGGAGAGCCAUGUAUGUGAUAUUGUCAAACUUAAAUCAAGGUGGACAGGGCAGGUGUACAUACCCUCCUGGUAUCAGCUGGUUGAACAGCUAUAUUAAUGUCAGUGAAAAGAGAUUUUGACUAAUGGUCAUAACUAACUACUUUCUUAUCUUUUCUUCAAUGCCAGUGCACAUAUCAAAUCUAACUUACACUUUGCUUGGGCUAAAAUUGUAUAUUCAAGUCAUACCAUUGCCAUGAACAAGAGAAAUCUCAUGACUCUUGGCAAGAGAUUAGAGAUUCUCAACAUAUCUCUUACACAUUGAGGUACAGCUAUGAAUUGUUAUUUAGCCAAAUUUUGUGAGAUUCAUUAACAUGAGAGGGAUGGCUACUAAAUGUCCAGGUUAUUCUACUUGGGAUUAACCUCUAAGUGCAAAAAUAUGCUGCUAUUAUGAGGUCUUUUAGGUAGUGUUGUGUACCAUGAAUUUCCCAAAUGGCUGUUGAUGAUUUUUAAGGCCUGGGGGGAACUACUUGAAUCUUGAAUAGUUUGUCCUGACAUUGUUAAUUUGUGUAGAAAGACACCAGAUUCAUCAUUUUAAAUUUCCUUAGUUAUGAUAAUUGUUUUAUUUCUUAUCUGUCUGCUUACAUGCCCUUCAACAUUUUAAGAAUAAUAUUCCUCAUAAAACAAAAUAGCUAUUGUGACACUAAAUAUAAGUUAUAAUACUUAAUGUUGUUAUCGAGUCCUCGUAUUUUAUUUUUAAUUUUUAUGAUCUUUUGAGGGUAUGUGAAGUCUAUUAUUAUGCAUCCUAGUCUUCCUUACUAAUAUCAUAUUAUGCGGUAGUCAUUGUAAGGCUUUGUACAAAGUUUUGAAUUAUAAACCUUCAUAAAUUAUUGCAGAAGUGUUGUUUAUUUCAGUUAAAAUAAUGGUAAAGUGAUAUUAACUGUCAUGAGAACACAAUGAAAAGAAAAGAAGAAAAGAGGGAGAUAAUUUCAUUGCACAUCAGCAUUUACCAAGUAGCCUGAGCACCUCUUAGUGAAACAACAGCAUGACUUUAGAACAGCACACUCAUUUCAUACUUGAAUUCUAAGUGUUUGCAAACAAAUGGUAUAUAAAAGUGAUCAAAUUACUGUGUGUGUGUGAACCAGAACAUUUAAGUGUUUACAGACUUAAGAAAUUAAUGGUAUUCCUGUAUUUAAUCCUCUUUAGCUGUGUGAUGAUAUAAGAAGUUACUGAAUUUACACAUUUGUCAUAUGCUCAGUUCUGACAUGCUAUUUGAUGUAUAUAUAUAUAUAUAUAUAUAUAUAUAUAUAUAUAUAUAUAUAUAUAUAUAUAUAUAUAUAUAUAUAUAUAUAUAUAUAUAUAUAUAUAUAUAUAUAAUGGCACUGUAACUUUUUUUUGUUUAUACAAAGAUGAUCAGAUGAAGUACCUGAAACACAAAAUUGUUGAACAUCUGUUGAAAGAGUAGGCUUACAUUGAGAAUUCUAGAGUUUACAUACAUUACAAAGACAAAGUUUUAUGCAUAUGUGCAUUGAGAACACUCAUCUGCAAUCUUGAUUAUGUAACUGCCUUAAAACAGUAGUUUCAAAAGGCAUUAGCACUCAGUGCAUCAUACGAUCGAGUACACUGAUAAAUGUUAAAUACAUGUAUAUAUUUGUAUAGCACUCAGCGCAACAUACGAUCGAGUACACUGAUAAAUGCUAAAUACAUGUAUAUAUUUUUAUGUUGAUACAAAGGCAGUGUGUAAUCAAUCACCAAUAAAGUUUGCUGUGUAAGUGUGAAAAUCGCAUGAACAAAUUUUCUGUAAACAAACAAACAUGAUUAAAUACAAUGCAACAGUUAUAUGUUAUAGUAUUUAAUAUGCAAGGCAAGUGCAAAGAAGAUAGAAGUGAGGGUAUAUGUAUGAUAAUGAUAUGUUAGAUUUGAUGAAGUGUUAGAGCUGGUGAAAGAAAGAUUGUAAUAUAUGUAAUUGAUGGAGAAAAUUGUCUGCAAAAUAAAUUAUAUAGAUUGCCAA